AUGGCGUCGGGAACGGAGGCCUCCCCGCAGCAGAGCACCGAAAGGCGCGACACCCUGCUGGAGAUCCAGAAGGCCCGCCAGACCGAGUGGGCCCGGGCGGACGUCUUCCGGGCUGAUGCCCCCACGCCGGGCCAGGAAGCGCACAAAGAUGAGAAGUUCUUUGGCAAUUUUCCGUAUCCCUACAUGAAUGGCUUGCUUCAUCUGGGGCAUGCCUUCAGUUUGUCUAAGCUAGAGUUCAAAGCAGCAUUUGAGCGACUUCGAGGUCGCAAUGUGCUGUUCCCUCAGGCAUUCCAUUGCACAGGGAUGCCCAUCAAGGCAUGUGCUGACAAGUUGGACAAAGAGAUCAGGGAGUACGGCUGCCCGCCUGCCUUCCCUGAGCCAGAGAGUGGAGAGACAGUGAAGAAGGAGGCACAGGCAGCUGGGACCAAGACCGACCCUGCAAAGUUUGGUGGCAAGAAGAGCAAAGCAGUUGCAAAGACAGGAGGGGUGACCCAUCAGUGGACAAUCCUGGAGAAGAGUGGGUUCCCAGAAGAUGAGAUUCCAAAAUUCAGGGAUCCUCUGCACUGGCUCCAGCUGUUUCCUGGCAAAGGUGUGGAGCACCUAAAGCUCAUGGGCUGUGGGAUCGAUUGGCGCCGAUCGUUCAUAACAACGGAUGCCAACCCCUACUAUGACUCAUUUAUUCAAUGGCAAUUCAGGAAGCUGAAAAAGAUGGGCAGGAUUGUCAAGGACAAGAGACACACAAUUUUCUCUGUGCUUGAUGGGCAGCCAUGCCUUGAUCAUGACCGGGCUGCAGGGGAGGGCGUACUUCCGCAGGAGUACACACUCAUAAAAAUGGAGGCUGUGGAGCUCACAGCUGCACUGGAACCGCUAUCGGGGCAAGGGAGGGUGUUCUUCAUGGCAGCCACUCUGCGGCCCGAGACCAUGUAUGGCCAAACAAACUUCUGGAUCUUGCCAAAGGGAGAGUAUGGCGCUUACAAGGGACUCAAAAACGAAAUCUACAUCAUGUCUGAGCGCUCAGCACUCAACCUGGCAUACCAAGAGAAAACACCGAUUCAUGGUCAGCCAGAAUGUUUGUUGAAGAUCAAGGGGCAAGACCUUAUUGGCACAGCCGUGAAAUCACCAAAUUGCCAGCACGAUCGCAUUUACGCCUUGCCUCUCAUGACCAUCAAGAUGGACAAGGGGACAGGGGUUGUCACCAGUGUGCCCAGCGAUGCACCCGAUGACUACAUUGCUCUGAGAGACCUCAAGGAAAAGCCUGAACUCCGGGAGAAGCAUGGCGUCAAAGACGAAUGGGUGCUGCCCUUCAACAUCAUUCCCAUUAUUGAGAUCGAGGGAUUCGGGAACAUGGCUGCUGUCACUGUAUCCAACGAGCUCAAGAUAAAGAGCCAGCAUGACACUGCGAAACUUCAGGAAGCAAAGGAGCGCACAUACCUAAAGGGCUUCACAAGUGGCAUAAUGAUAGUGGGUGAGUACAAUGGUCGCAAAGUGAGUGAAGCCAAGCCAUUAUUGAAGAAGGAGAUGGUGGAAAGAGGGGAGGCCAUGUUGUACAGUGAACCUGAGUCCCUGGUUAUGUCCAGAUCAGGGGACAAGUGCAUUGUUGCCUUGACGGAUCAAUGGUACAUAACAUAUGGUGAGGAAGAAUGGGCGAACCUGACGAAGGAGUGCCUUCAACAGCUCAAUUGCUAUGCACCAGAGGCUAAGAACAACUUCACUCAUGUUCUUGGUUGGCUCGAGCGAUGGGCGAUCUCUCGUUCCUACGGAUUAGGGACAAAGAUCCCAUGGGACCCAGAGUACCUUGUGGAAUCCUUGUCAGACUCCACAAUCUACAUGGCGUACUACACAGUCGCUCAUCUUCUGCAGAAAGGCAAUCUCUAUGGAAGCGACCACUCUGGCAUUUCGCCGGACCACCUUACUGACGAGAUUUGGGAUUACAUUCUUUUGGGCGCUGACAUGCCAGCAGACAGUCAGAUCCCUGAGGACACCCUCAAGCAGCUUCGCAACGAGUUCGAGUACUGGUACCCAUUUGAUCUUCGGGUUUCUGGCAAGGACCUGAUUCAGAACCACCUUACAUUCUGCCUGUACAAUCACACGGCCUUGUUCCCCAAGGAGCAAUGGCCUAAGGCGUUCCGUUGCAAUGGGCACGUGAUGGUGGAUGCUGAGAAGAUGUCCAAGUCGAGGGGCAACUUCCUGACACUUGAACAGGCCAUUUCCAAAUUCUCUUCAGAUGCAAUGCGUGUGGGCCUCGCCGAUGCCGGCGACGGCCUGGACGAUGCGAACUUCGAGGGGAAGACGGCCAAUGCGGCCAUCCUGCGCCUCACGAAAGAGCUGACGUGGAUUGAACAGAUCAUGGCAUCGCAGGACAGCCUCAGGCCCGGCCCACCAACCAGCUUCUUGGACCGGGUGUUUGACAACGAGAUCAACAUCGCCAUCCGAAAAGCAUUCGAUGCGUAUGACAAGCUCCUUUUCAGAGAAGCCCUCAAGUCUGGGUGGUACGACUUGCAGUCGGCUCGUGAUCGCUACAGGUUCUCUUGCAAGACGGUCAGCAUGAACCGGGAGCUCAUCAUGCGAUACGUGGAGAUUUCAACUUUGCUGAUGGUGCCCAUAGCCCCGCACACCAUGGACCACACGUGGGUGAACGUCCUGAAGAAGGGCGAGUCGGUGUUGACGGCUGGGUGGCCGCAAGCGCCAGAGCCAGAUUAUGGCUUGCAGCAGGCAGCCACGUACCUUGAAGACUUCAUCACGUCUCAAAGGAGAACGAAACAGAAAUUGGAAGCGCCGGGGAAAGUUAGAAAGGGUCAGGCCCCACCCCCGAAACAGAAGCUGACAAAGAUGGAGGUCUCUGUCGCGGAAGAAUUCAUCGGGUGGCAGAAGCUUGUCUUGGCGUCCCUGUCGUCUCAAUACGAUCCCCUGUCCAACGCCUUCCCGCCCAAGGCCCUUGAUCACGUGAUCGAGGCCAUGUCGGGCGCCCCGGAGGUGAGCGGAAUGAGCCAGAAGGACCUGAAGGCCCAGGUGAUGCCAUUCGCGAAGCACAAGAUGGAACAGGCGAGGUCAGGGGCGGGAGUCGGUGCCCUGGGCGCCAGGCUCACAUUCGACGAGCGGGCGCUGCUCGUUGAGAUGACCGAAUACGUCAAAGACGCGCUGGCCGUGCAGGAAAUGACGGUGGCGCUGGCGUGUCAAGCGGGCCAGGCGCCGGAUGGGAAGAUUGAGGUGUACCCCGGCAGCCCGUUGGUGGUGUUCCAGUGA
This is a messenger RNA of Ostreobium quekettii, 3243 nucleotides long. The record is from the annotation of a GenBank genome assembly. NCBI's taxonomy places the organism in Eukaryota, Viridiplantae, Chlorophyta, Ulvophyceae, Bryopsidales, Ostreobiaceae.